AUGGAGGCGGGGAUGUGUGGCGGCGGCGCGAAAGGGGUUAAUCGAGGAUACGUACGAAAUCCAUGCAAAGAUUUUAUGCGGGCAUACAAAGCAGGUGAAACCAGGCCGUCCGCGAGCUCGUAUAUCCUCGCAGGAGUCAAAAAUUUCGUUUCAGAACCAGUUACCAUCAUCGUCGGAGCUCCCGAGCUAUUCGUGAAUAAGGGUAGCACCAUUAAUCUAACUUGCGUCGUGAGAUAUGCUCCGGAACCACCGCCCAUGAUGAUUUGGAGUCACAACACCGAGUUUAUUAGAAUAACGAUGGAGUGUUUGCAAGAGAUACCUUUCGGUGUAACAUUGCUUCAUCAGAAUGAAAUGAACAUGGAAAUUAGUUGCAAAAUUCGUUAG
Messenger RNA from Heterotrigona itama, 384 nucleotides. The record is from the annotation of a GenBank genome assembly. NCBI's taxonomy places the organism in Eukaryota, Metazoa, Arthropoda, Insecta, Hymenoptera, Apidae.